AUGGAGGCACUUUUGAGACUAGCCAUUCUGUUCACUAUGUUGUCCACCAGGACCGCUCUUGCCGGAGAUGGAGUUCAGGUUCAAAAGGAAAAAAAGUCUCUAAAUCUACACAUUUGUGGAGAGAAUCAACGCCAGAUAAUGGGUAUUGUCAAUCAUAGCACGGGUGAGAUAAAAUAUACCAUCAAACCCAGGCUGAACAAAAACUACAAAAUUGGAGCAGUUUUUGAUGGAACGCACCUCAUUCUUGAGGAUGAAAGUACGAUUAUUGAUAGGAAUGUCCUAUUUAGGUAUUUUACAGAUGGCACGAGAUACAUCAUGGUCACAACUGCAAAAGGGGGAGUGGAAGAUUCUAAAGUAGAAAUCACAGAAAUGAUCAAGAAAACGGACGACAUGAUGUACAUGCCACUGGUAAGAUGGCCUCUAGAUCUCAAUUUAGUGGAUCAACACGAUGAGAGAUUCAUCAAGGUUACCAAUGGAAUUAAACGCGGAAUUAUCGUUUACACAACGAAAAACGAUAUGGAACUCGACUUUUUCAUUGGCAUAGUAAAGUACGGUAGAUAUAUCGUUGACGAAAGGGUGGAUGGAGUGCUCAAGAAAAUGAUCCAAGUAGACAAGAGAAGAAACCCAUGGAUAAUAACAAUUUCUGCAUUUUUAAAUGAUGGAAGGUUCAUAAAUUUGACAUACAGGAUAGUUGGAGGUAUUCCCAUGGUAUCAAGUAGAACUGGUUACUAUUAG
Theileria equi strain WA is the source of this 735-nucleotide messenger RNA. RefSeq names its product signal peptide containing protein. The coding region runs from base 1 to 735 and encodes 244 amino acids. The record is from RefSeq and is a predicted model, not a curated record. The transcript has a single exon. NCBI's taxonomy places the organism in Eukaryota, Apicomplexa, Aconoidasida, Piroplasmida, Theileriidae.